This is a messenger RNA of Truncatella angustata, 651 nucleotides long. RefSeq lists its product as uncharacterized. The record is from RefSeq and is a predicted model, not a curated record. Bases 1 to 651 code for a protein of 216 amino acids. The transcript has a single exon. NCBI's taxonomy places the organism in Eukaryota, Fungi, Ascomycota, Sordariomycetes, Amphisphaeriales, Sporocadaceae.
AUGGUGUCCCGGUCGAGUUCCUCCCAGCUCAUCGCCGAUCUAUACCAGGACAGGAGUCAUGCUGUCCGCAUAGUGACUCGGCGCAGUGGUCGCGUGGGCCAGCGCGGGCACAAAAUAGUCAACCAUGCCAGUGGCUGCAUGGGCUUCCUCGCCAGCGGCGCACAUCUGACGGCCGGCGGCACUGCCGCCGUGUGGGACGUCCAUCCCGAGCUGGACUGGUCGCACUACGCGGCCGGCGGGUUGCGCAGAAGCGGCAACCGCAGCGACGGCGGUGGAGCAUGCCGUGAUCUCUUUGCAGGAAGCAGGGAAGUCGAUGCUCGCGAGGCACUGGCGCUGGCGAGGAUCCGACGCCACGUCUCUGAUGGACAGCCCGCCCCCGGGAGCGUCUUCAAACACGGCCCGUCCUGCGCUUGUUAUUGCGUCUAUGGGAAUGGCGAGCUCAACGGGUCGUUGCCGACAGAGCUGGUCGAGCACGCAGAGAGGUACGAAUCCUGGUCGAGAGUGUCGCCUACCUUGCUGGCUGCAAAGCUUUUCCUCGGCAUCGAGGUCCCACAGGACUUCCGAUUUGUGGAUUGGGUGGUUCAAGUUUUGCAGGAUACUGACGACGCGCUUGAAGGCAUAGAAGGCUACGGCCCGGAGACCGAUGGCUAA